Kwoniella botswanensis is the source of this 414-nucleotide messenger RNA. RefSeq lists its product as uncharacterized. The record is from RefSeq and is a predicted model, not a curated record. The coding region runs from base 1 to 414 and encodes 137 amino acids. The transcript is spliced from 2 exons. Lineage: Eukaryota; Fungi; Basidiomycota; Tremellomycetes; Tremellales; Cryptococcaceae.
AUGCAUGAGAGGGAUGAAGAUUAUCAAGUUCAAGGUAGAACGAUCAUACUGCCCUCACUUCAAGAUCUAGACCAUCUCAGAUCCUCUACCGAGAUGAAGGAUGUCAACGACUCAUAUCUUGCCAAGAAGAAUUUUGUACUGAGAAGUUCAGCUGCCCCAAUCCAUUUCAGCCAAGAUGAUAUAGACACCAUGAUCAAAUUAGGGGAUGAUUUGAUUGCAGAAUGGAAGUAUCCAAUAUGGGAUAGUGACGCUAGAGAUACAGCUGACUUGAUACUGAACUUCCAAAAAGAUGACGAACACUCUAUGGUAAAGAUCCGCGAUUUCUUGACUCAGGACGUACCUGCAAACUUCCCAGAACCUCCUUCAGAACCUCCUUCGGUCAACGAAGAGGAAGAGAAAGAGGAUCACGUUUGA